GGACUCGCUCACUCUGCUCGGAGAGCUUGGAGUGGACUGCCAGCGCUCCGGACGACGCGCCUUAAAUUAGGCAAGAACAAUUUUGUUAUUUGGCGCAGUAUGGACUUGCUACGCUGACUUACUACUUACUGUCAUGCCAAGAGACUGAGGUCGAAAGGCAGCUUGGGAUCUGGAAAAGAUGGAGGCCACGCCGGGCUACCAGGACAUCAGCGCUCUGGAAAAAUCGGUGGCCAAUGCAGGAUCGCAGCUUUACACGAUGGCCCACAAACUGCACGCGGUGGAGCGCAGCCUCGAACAGACGACGAUGGAGCAGAUGGACGAGAUGGAGGUCCUCGAGUUGCUCGAGUCGAUGAGCGAGGUGACCAACGAGUAUCAGAAUCUGCGCAAGGACAUUCGCGAGGUGCAGCAGUUGCAGCGUGACGUCAGCAGCUCCAUACGGUACCAAAUGCGCAGCAUGCAGCAGACUUUUCACACUCUAAAAAAGCGGAUAGCUAGCUCCCAGAAGGGUCGCAAACAGUCCAAGAAAGGGCUCGAUGGAGCAGGGGUUGGGAUUCAUGAAUAAUCAAUGGCCCUAUUGAUUGGCCUCCCUGGCGAAUAGGUGCGGUAUAUGUGUCAAUGGGGACGCAAAUGUAGGGACUAAAUUUACACCAAUCUGAAGCAAUCAACUGUAACUAUAUAUCGCAAGCCCACUCCAAGCAUUUAGACUCGGAAGCAAAUCCUAUACUUUAUAUACAUGUAUACACUUUAAGAAAGCCACAACCAUUGUAUGCUCAUUAAGCUUUUUUUUUGGUGUUUUAUUCCAGUGAUAGGCAGGACCACGAAAACUUACUGCUCUAAGAACACAAAAACACAAUGCUUAUCAUAGGUUAAAACCAUGUACGAUGAAUAGCGUUCUUUAGGGCGAACCGGAAUGUCUGAAUGCACUUUUCCAAAUUUUGCCUUAACAUAAUAGUAUUUUGAGGUAGUUUUUGAUACGACACGUUUUAAAAGAUAAUAUGUAGCAGACCGUACAUAUUUAGGCCACACACAAUGAUUAUUCUUAUGUUAGUUUCAUUUUUGGAGAUUUAUUUGUUGAGCUCUAGAGAAAAUAAAAGUUAGUAAAACCUCGAGAGA
This is a messenger RNA of Drosophila sechellia, 1113 nucleotides long. RefSeq lists its product as uncharacterized. The record is from RefSeq and is a predicted model, not a curated record. NCBI's taxonomy places the organism in Eukaryota, Metazoa, Arthropoda, Insecta, Diptera, Drosophilidae. Bases 179 to 562 code for a protein of 127 amino acids. The transcript has 2 exons.